Molecule: messenger RNA, 1617 nt
Organism: Paramecium sonneborni
Lineage: Eukaryota; Ciliophora; Oligohymenophorea; Peniculida; Parameciidae
Source: the annotation of a GenBank genome assembly
AUGAAAUAGAUAAUAUAAUGUCAGAUGGUAGAAAGUGUGAAUGAUUUAGUUUGCUCUAAUAAUCAUUUAAAUAAUAAAGCAGAAUUUGUUAUAUUAGAUGAUUAAUUUAAAGGUAAAGAAAGAUUAAUUUGCAAAAGUUGUUAUUUAACAUUAUCAUAAUCUCUAAAUAUUUUACCUUUAGAAGAUGCAAUAAAUGUUGUUUAGAAGAAAAAAAAUAAUUUAAUAGAUAAUCUUGUUAAUCAAAUCAUACCUUAUAUUCAAGUCUUAGAAUAAUUUGUCUAAAGUAUCGAAAAUCUUAAAAUUAGCAUCAUUAAUAUUCUUGAUGAUAUCAUAAUAAAAAUGAAUAAUUGGAUAUUAGAUAUUGAAUCGUUUAAUUAUAUAAAAAGGUAGUAUAGUUUUUUAGAAGAAGUUGAUAAUCUAACAUAGACUAGUAAAUAUAAAGAGUUCUAAUAGUAAUACAUUGAUUAGAAAUUAAAUAAGAAUAUUCAUAAAUAAUAAGUAAUUUAGAUUGUUAAAUAAAUUUAAUCACUUUUGAAAUUAAUAUUAGAUGAAAAUUUGAAGCAAAGAAUAGAAAAAAUAAUUAAUUUAAGAUAGACUAAUGAACAAAAUAAAUUUAAUGAUCUAAGUGGAUUGAAUAUUAAAGAAUAAUCGACAAAUAUUACACAUGUAAUGAAUUAAGAAAAAGUAUGUUAUGGGCUUGCUUUUAAUAAUCUUGGUACGUUGAUGGCUGCUGGAUGUGAUAAUGACAUAAAAAUUUGGAAAUUUUAAAAUGGAAAAUUAAUUGAUUCUUAAAUAACUUUAUAAGGACAUAAGAAUUGUGUAAUUUGCAUAGUAUUUAGUCGAAAAGUUAAUUGGUUUGCUUCAGGAAGUCAUGAUUGUUAAAUAAUAGGUUGGAAAUAGAUAGAUUAAAAUAAAUGGCAUUAAUCAGAAUCAGUAAAAAUUCAUGAAAAGAGUAUAUCAUGUUUAGUAUUGAAUUAAAAUGAAACCUAACUUAUAUCUAGCAGUUGGGAUAAUUCAAUUAAAAUAUGGAUAGUUGAUAGUAAUGACAAUUAUUUUUAAUAUGAUUAUUCACUUAAUAAACAUGAAAGCUAUGUUUAUUGCUUAAGUUUAAACUAAUCAGAGACCAAUUUAGUAUCUUGUGAUGAUAAUGGUUGCCUUAUUAUUUGGAAUAAACAUAAAACUCAAAAAUGGAUAUUUUCUCAUGUGAUCUAGAAAACGGUUCAAGAUAUUGGAUAUCGUAUAUGCUUUAUACAUGAUAACUUAAUUGCAUGGUAAUAAGAUAGUUUAGGUAUAACACAUUUUUUUGAAUAAGAAGACGAUUAAUUUAUUCAAAAAUCUUAAUACUCUCUAUAAUUAAAAUCUUUUAAUUCCUCAGAUACUUUAUAUUUUCCAUCUAAUUAUAAUCAUAAAAGAUAAACACUUCUCUAAAAACAUUCUAAAUAUUUGUACUUAAUCAAAUUAAAUUACAAUCAAAAAUUAACAAUUGUUGAUUGUUAAAUCUUGGAUUGCAAUCAUCACUUAAUUUAUGGAUCUUGGACAGAGGAUGGAAGAUAUUUAGUUUUUUGGUCAAGUUUAGAAAAAUAAUUUAAAGUAUUUCAAAUUAAUUAUUCUAAUUGA